Nylanderia fulva is the source of this 3088-nucleotide messenger RNA. It is a transcript of the gene Vha100-1, whose product is annotated as V-type ATPase subunit a family protein Vha100-1. Gene Ontology annotation, biological process: proton transmembrane transport; vacuolar acidification. NCBI's taxonomy places the organism in Eukaryota, Metazoa, Arthropoda, Insecta, Hymenoptera, Formicidae. The record is from RefSeq and is a predicted model, not a curated record. Gene Ontology annotation, molecular function: ATPase binding; proton-transporting ATPase activity, rotational mechanism. Gene Ontology annotation, cellular component: vacuolar proton-transporting V-type ATPase complex; plasma membrane; vacuolar proton-transporting V-type ATPase, V0 domain.
CGCGUCACCACAUGAUCCGCAGCCUUGUACCUCGUGACUGCGUGGAUAUCGAUUAUUAUUCGCAGUCUGCCACGCUCGCAGUUCCAAGAAAAGGAACAUCGAACGAAGGGAGAGUCUCGGCGGAAUCCGCAACUUUUGGAGUAACAACAGAAUUGUCUCUCCUCGGCAGAUUAAUUCCAACAUUGAAGAUGGGCUCGCUCUUCCGCAGCGAGGAGAUGACCCUGUGUCAACUGUUCCUCCAAAGCGAAGCUGCUUACGCCUGCGUCUCCGAACUCGGCGAGCUCGGGCUGGUGCAGUUUCGCGAUUUGAAUCCUGAUGUCAACGCCUUCCAACGGAAGUUUGUCAAUGAGGUACGUCGUUGCGAUGAGAUGGAACGGAAGCUGCGUUACCUGGAGAAGGAAAUCAAAAAGGAUGGCAUUCCGAUGCUGGACACUGGUGAGAAUCCAGAGGCGCCGCAGCCUAGAGAGAUGAUUGAUCUGGAAGCCACUUUCGAGAAGCUGGAGAACGAGUUACGAGAAGUGAAUCAGAAUGCUGAAGCACUUAAACGCAACUUUUUGGAACUAACUGAGCUCAAACAUAUCCUACGAAAGACCCAGGUCUUUUUCGACGAGGCUGAGCAUGGAGGUGUCGUGUCGCAGAUGGCAGACCCCAGCCGUGAGGAAGAGCAAGUCACUUUGUUGGGUGAAGAGGGCCUCCGCGCCGGCGGCCAGGCUCUCAAACUCGGCUUCGUCGCGGGAGUCAUCCUGAGAGAACGCAUCCCCGCAUUCGAGCGUAUGUUGUGGCGCGCCUGCCGCGGAAAUGUCUUCUUACGUCAGGCGGAAAUCGAAACGCCUCUAGAGGAUCCGUCAACGGGGGACCAGGUAUACAAGUCGGUCUUCAUCAUCUUCUUCCAAGGAGAUCAACUGAAAACUCGUGUAAAAAAGAUCUGCGAAGGCUUCAGAGCGACUCUCUAUCCCUGUCCGGAAGCACCGGCUGAUCGUAGAGAGAUGGCUAUGGGCGUUAUGACUCGCAUCGAAGAUUUAAACACUGUCCUAGGACAAACGCAGGAUCACCGUCAUCGCGUCCUCGUAGCUGCCGCGAAGAAUAUCAAGAACUGGUUCGUCAAGGUCCGCAAGAUCAAAGCGAUCUAUCAUACUCUAAAUCUUUUCAAUCUUGACGUCACCCAAAAAUGCCUGAUCGCUGAAUGCUGGGUUCCCGUUCUGGACAUUGAGACCAUCCAACUGGCGUUAAGACGCGGAACGGAACGUAGCGGAAGUUCCGUGCCUCCUAUUUUAAAUCGCAUGGAGACCUUCGAAGACCCGCCGACUUAUAAUCGGACCAAUAAGUUCACGAAGGGCUUCCAGGCGUUGAUCGACGCUUACGGGGUCGCGUCUUAUCGCGAGAUGAACCCUACGCCCUACACCAUCAUCACAUUCCCGUUUCUGUUCGCGAUAAUGUUCGGCGACACCGGCCACGGCCUCAUCAUGUUCCUGUUCGGCGGCUGGAUGGUGCUGAAGGAGAAACCUUUAGCGGCUAAGAAGAGCGACAACGAGAUCUGGAACAUCUUCUUCGGCGGUCGUUACAUCAUCUUUCUGAUGGGCCUGUUUUCCAUGUACACCGGUCUUAUCUACAACGACGUGUUCUCCAAAUCGCUCAACAUCUUCGGCUCGAACUGGGUGAUCAAUUACAAUCGCACCACCGUUCAGCACAAUAAGGAUCUGCAGCUGAAUCCCAGUUCCACGGAUUACGUCGACUAUCCGUAUCCAUUCGGGAUGGAUCCGGUGUGGCAGCUAGCGGAGAACAAGAUCAUCUUCCAAAAUUCGUACAAGAUGAAGAUCUCCAUCAUCUUCGGCGUGAUACACAUGCUGUUCGGCGUGAUGGUGGGACUGUGGAACCACAUGUACUUCAAAAAGCGGCUCAAUAUCACUUGCGAAUUCGUGCCGCAGGUGAUCUUUCUCAUGGCUCUGUUCUUCUACAUGGUGCUGCUCAUGUUCAUCAAAUGGAUCAAGUACGGGCCGAAGAACGAACUAAUCGAGGGUCCCGGUUGCGCGCCCUCCGUCCUCAUCACCUUCAUCAACAUGGUUCUAUUCAAACCGGCCGCCAAGGUCGGCCUGUGCGAGCCGUACAUGUACGGGGGUCAGGGCGGUCUGCAAAAGUUCUUGGUGGUCGUGGCUCUGCUCUGCGUCCCGUGGAUGCUGCUGGCGAAGCCGAUCCUGAUGAUGCGCAACCAGAGGAAGCAGCAUUAUCAGCUGAACAAUCACGGCGCCGAGAACGGCGACGUGGAGGCCAGCAUGGGAACUCUGCAGCAGAGUGGAGGCGCUCCCCAGAACACCGGGGCCCACAAGGAGGAGGAAGAGAACAUGAUGGAGGUGUUCAUCCACCAAGGCAUUCACACCAUCGAGUACGUUCUCGGCAGCGUGUCGCACACCGCGUCGUACCUCCGUCUCUGGGCCCUGUCUCUGGCCCACGCCCAGUUGUCCGAGGUGCUGUGGAACAUGGUGAUGAGAAACGGCCUCGCAAGAGAAGGCUGGGACGGCGGCAUCGUCCUCUAUGCCGUCUUCGCCUUCUGGGCGGUGCUCACUGUGGGCAUUCUCGUGCUCAUGGAAGGUCUUUCAGCGUUUCUGCAUACACUUCGUUUGCAUUGGGUGGAAUUCCAGAGCAAGUUCUACUCUGGUUUGGGCUACAGCUUCCAGCCGUUCUCCUUCGAAAUCAUCCUCGACGCCGCGCAGGCCACUACUGAGGAUUGAAAUAAUUAAAUAAUAUAUCGUUAAUUAACAAUCGCCGUUGAUUAUUGUUGUUAGUGUGAGCGUAGAACGUCACGAAUUUAGUAGCUGCUUCUUCGAACAAGUCAGUUAUGAAUAAUUAAUGAGCCUCUUACGAAUAAAAAUAUAUACAUAGAGUCGAUUAAGUUCUAAUCGAUCGGAAUUAUUUUCUUUUCAUGUAGUUUGUUUAAAAUGUAAAUGAAUACAAACAUAUGAUAAAAAUUACAAAAUUUAUAAGUAACACAUAUAAAAUCAUGACAAGAGAAUAUUCGCGUGAUAUUAUAAGUUUCUUCCUUAUAUGAUAAAUUAUUAUUACAUGUAUAUACAAUUGAAAUUUGAGAGCGAAA